AUAGAAAAAAAAAAUAAACAAGCGCUGUCAAGGUUCCGCAUGCUCGGCCAAAAUCAGCUCUCAUUCCCUCAGCAGACAUCUUGGAGUGAGGUGCUGCCAGUGUUUCUUUCUCCGCUCAAAAUGGCUGCCCUCGCUGAUUCUGUCCUCGAUGCGCUGGUGUACGAGCAUCUAUCGAAAAAAGACAAAACUUUCGCGGCUGUGUUCCAGAAAAAGUUCCAGUCGCCCGUACUGCCGAAGGGAGCGCCUAAGCUGGACGAAAUCGUCAAACACUACCAGUCGACAAAAAAGAAGCUCGUGGUAAACAGUCAACAGAAAGCUGAGGAAUCCGACUCGGACGAGGAGGAGGAAGAUUCCGACGAGGAAGAGGAUGAGGAAGAGACCCCUGCGCCAGUGAAAAAGCCGGCCACCAACGGCAAGGCAGCGGUUAACGGUAAGGCGGCUACAAAUGGUGCUGUCGCCAAAAAGCCCCAGCCGGAGGAAGAUGACGAUGAGGAGGAAGAUUCCGACGAUGAUGAUGAGGAAGAGGACAGCGAUGAGGAGGAGGAGGAGGAUGAGAAGCCGGUGGCCAAACCGGCAGCUAAGGCCACUCCGGCAAAGGUGACUCCGGUGGUAAAGAAACCUCAGCAGGAGGAAGAGUCGGAUGAUGAGGACGACGAUGAGGAUGAGGAUGAUUCGGACGAGGAGGAGGAGGCCGCACCGAAGCCACAGCAGCAAAAGCCCGCGGCACAGCAAGCUGGUCAGAAGCGCAAGGCACAGGAAGAGGAAGAGGAGGAUGAGGACGACGAUGAUGAUGAGGAUGACGAUGAGGAGGAGGAGGAAGAAGAAACGCCCAAGCCAGUGUUGCAGAAAGCCAACAACGCCGCCAAGCAUCAGCAGAAGGACCAAAAGGCUAAUGGAAAACCAAUUACCAAUGGUAAACCCACUGCGAAUGCAAACGGAAAGAAAAUGGACGAAAGUGACUCCAGCGAGGAUGACAGUUCUGAGGAAGAAAGCAAACCAGCACCAAAACAGGCAGCGAAGACGCCGGUCAAAACGCCUGCAAAGGCAGCCACACCAGCUGCUGCUGCAAAGAAGGCGGCAGAGUCUUCGGACGAUAGCUCUGACGAUAGUUCUGAGGAGGAAUCCAAGCCGGCAGCAAAGAAGCCUGCACAAGCGGCCACUCCAAAGGCAGCGGCUGCCGCUAAGACACCAGCCAAGGCAGCCACACCAGCUGCUGCUGCAAAGAAGGCGGCAGAGUCUUCGGACGAUAGCUCUGACGAUAGUUCUGAGGAGGAAUCCAAGCCGGCAGCAAAGAAGCCUGCACAAGCGGCCACUCCAAAGGCAGCGGCUGCCGCUAAGACACCAGCCAAGGCAGCCACACCAGCUGCUGCUGCAAAGAAGGCGGCAGAGUCUUCAGACGAUAGCUCCGAUGAUAGCUCUGAGGAGGAAUCCAAGCCAGCAGCAAAGAAGCCUGCACAAGCAGCCGCUGCCGCUAAGACACCAGCCAAGGCAGCCACACCAGCUGCUGCUGUAAAGAAGGCGGCAGAAUCCUCGGACGAUAGCUCCGAUGAUAGCUCUGAGGAGGAAUCCAAGCCGGCAACAAAGAAGCCAACACAAGCAGCCGCUGCCGCUAAGACACCAGCCAAGGCAGCCACACCAGCUGCUGCUGUAAAGAAGGCGGCAGAGUCCUCGGACGAUAGCUCCGAUGAUAGCUCUGAGGAGGAAUCCAAGCCGGCAGCAAAGAAGCCGACACAAGCAGCCGCUGCCGCUAAGACACCAGCCAAGGCAGCCACACCAGCUGCUGCUGCAAAGAAGGCGGCAGAGUCUUCGGACGAUAGCUCUGACGAUAGUUCUGAAGAGGAAUCCAAACCGGCAGCAAAGAAGCCAAUACAAGCGGCCACUCCAAAAGCAGCGGCUGCUGCUAAGACACCAGCCAAGGCAGCCACACCAGCUGCUGCUGCAAAGAAGACCGCAGAGUCAUCGGACGAUAGCUCUGACGAUAGCUCUGACGAAGAUUCCAAGCCAGCAGCAAAGAAGUCAACAGUCGCUGCCACUCCAAAAGCAGCGGCUGCUGCUAAGACACCAGCCAAGGCAGCCACACCAGCUGUUGCUGCAAAGAAGGCGGCAGAAUCCUCGGACGAUAGUUCUGAUGAUAGUUCUGAAGAGGAAUGCAAGCCGGCAGCCAACAAAUCAGCCGUCGCUGCUACUCCAAAAGCAGCGAUGGUGAAGACACCAGCGAAGGCAGCUACUCCAGCUGCAGCGGCGAAGAAGGCAGCAGAGUCUUCAGACGAUAGCUCUGACGAUAGCUCUGAGGAGGAAGCAAAACCAGCGGCCAAGAAACCAGCUCUAGCUGCCACACCUAAAGCAGCAGCACCUGCAAAGGCUCCAUCUAAGGCGGCUACUCCAGCAGCAGCUAAGAAGCAGCAGGAAGACUCCAGCAGUGAAGAUUCUUCCUCUGAAGAAGAGACCACCAAUAAACCUGUUGUUGCUGCUGUAAAAACACCUGCCAAGGCAGCAGCCGCUGUUAAAACGCCUGCAAAGGCGGCAACACCAGCUGCGGCGGCAAAGAAAGCAGCAGAGUCUUCGGACGAUAGCUCGGACGAUAGUUCGGAGGAAGAAUCAACCGCUAAGAAGCCAGCACAAGCGGCAAUGUCGAAAGCAGCAGCUCCUGCUAACAAGACCCCAGCAAAGGCGCCCGCAACCGCAGCAGCAAAGAAGGCCGACUCGUCGGACGAUAGCUCCGAUGAUAGCUCUGAGGAGGAAUCAAAGCCAACAGCAGUGAAGAAGCCUGCCCAGGCAGCCACACCGAAAGCGGCAGCACCCGCUAAGAAACAGCAGGAGGAAUCGAGCAGUGAAGAAGAUUCUUCCGAGGAAGAAACAACGGUGAAAAAGGCAGCUGUAGCGCCGACGAAUGGCGUUGCUGCUGCUAAAAGAAAAGCAGAAUCAUCCGAUGAUUCAGACAGUUCGGAGGAGGAAAAUGUAAAGCCGGCAGCAAAGAAGCCCGCUGUUGUAAGCGCAUCCACGCCGAAACCUGCUGCAAAAUCAGCAAAGAAAGAAUCAUCGUCCUCAGAUUCUGAUUCAGACGAUGAAGAUGAUGAUGAUGAUAAACCGGUGGAAAAGUCGCAACAGUCGGCGAGCCAGGCGGGACAGAAACGAAAGCUGGAUAAUCAACAGCAGGCCGCAGAUCCGCCAGCGAAGAAACCGCCUAAUCCUUACAGUAAUUUCGUGAGGGCUAGCGACAAUCACGAGGAACAGAAUAGCAAGCAGGAGUACGAUACGCCGCCAAAUAAGAAGACUUUUGCGAAUCAAAAUGGUAGCGCCAGCAGUGGUUUCGGCAGCGGACGCAAAUCGCAAAGCGGCGGCAGCAAAGAGAUCAAUCGAUUCCGACGCAUCAAGCCAGAGGAGAUAGAGAUUGACGAGCGGCUGAUGGAUAAUUCUUACGAAGCAAAGCGUAAUGCUGAAGGCGCAUACGGUGAACGGGCGAACAGGAUUUUAAAGUUCACGAAAGGCAAAUCGUUCCGCCACGAGAAGACGAAAAAGAAGCGAUCGGGAUAUCUCGGCGGUCUUAUCGAUAAAUCAGUUAAUUCUAUCAAGUUCCAGGACUAGAAGGAUGCUGCUACAGUGCGUUAGGAAUGUUAUUAUAAUAUUGCAGUAUGUAGUUACUAUUUUCUUAAGCUGAUUCGCUUUUGUGAAGCAUCGACUGCGCUGCAGAGUUUAAGGGAGAGUCGGUUUAUGUCCAAUCGUAUCUCGUCUAGUUUCGAUCCUGUCCCGUCAACAUUUGUUGUUUGUAAACGUUCAUUUAGCGUUUAGUUUCAGGUCAUUACCGUAAGCAUAUUGAGGAUGUCAAUAUUUAAUUGAUAUAUUGUUCGCUAUAUUUGGAUACACUAGUUCGUAAGCAUCCAUGUCAAGAGUAAAUGUGUACGCCUUUUAUUUCUAUUAAAUGGAUAUAUAUUUCCCUACACACUGAUAAUCACAAGAAUUUUAUAUUACGUCUAUGGAAUGUGAACCUUUAUACUUGUGUCGUUAUACAGCAGUGAUUGCUGUAUUGAACGAUGAAAGUUUUGACAGAAAUUACACUUUUCAAGUAUUUGAAGACUACUGAGAACAAUUGUAUUCAUAUAACAAAAUAAAGUAACACAAUAAACUAAACAUAUUUACACCGAGAA
Molecule: messenger RNA, 4145 nt
Organism: Anopheles gambiae (African malaria mosquito)
Lineage: Eukaryota; Metazoa; Arthropoda; Insecta; Diptera; Culicidae
Product: nucleolar protein dao-5
Exons: 5
Coding region: 40-3585 (1181 amino acids)
Cellular component (GO): nucleoplasm; nucleolus
Source: RefSeq, a predicted model, not a curated record